Messenger RNA from Lobosporangium transversale, 1593 nucleotides. RefSeq names its product NOL1/NOP2/sun family-domain-containing protein. Gene Ontology annotation, molecular function: rRNA (cytosine-C5-)-methyltransferase activity; RNA binding. The record is from RefSeq and is a predicted model, not a curated record. The transcript is spliced from 3 exons. Lineage: Eukaryota; Fungi; Mortierellomycota; Mortierellomycetes; Mortierellales; Mortierellaceae. Gene Ontology annotation, cellular component: nucleolus. Gene Ontology annotation, biological process: maturation of LSU-rRNA; rRNA base methylation. The coding region runs from base 1 to 1593 and encodes 530 amino acids.
AUGGAAACGAAGUCGCGUAAACUGGAUGCUGCCAAGAAGGCUGAGGCGGAAGAAGCUGAGGCGGAACUUCAAACCAAUAUUGUGUACGAAGAUGAUAAAUAUGUCCUUCCUGCGGAUGAUCACGAGACCUUACAGAGUACUGAUUUGCAAGUUGUUCAAGCUCGUAUUCAGGAAAUUGUACGAGUAUUAAACAAUUUCAGGGAGAUGAGAGAAGGAAACAGAUCUCGUAACGACUACAUUUCUCAGCUACUCAAGGAUCUUUGUCUGUAUUAUGGAUAUAAUGAGUAUUUAAUGGAGAAACUGUUCUACAUUUUCCCGGUUUCUGAGGCUAUCGAGUUCUUUGAGGCUAAUGAGGUUCCUAGACCCGUUACGAUUCGUACAAAUACGCUGAAAACCCGUCGCCGUGAACUUGCGCAGGCCCUCAUCAAUCGAGGAGUCAAUCUGGAUCCCAUUGGAAAAUGGAGUAAAGUCGGUCUUCAGGUCUUCGAUUCACCCGUGCCAAUUGGUGCUACUCCAGAGUAUUUAGCAGGCCACUAUAUGCUUCAAGCUGCAUCCUCUUUCCUACCCGUCAUGGCUCUUGCUCCUCAAGAGCAUGAGCGCAUCUUGGAUAUGGCCUCUGCCCCAGGUGGAAAGAGUACUUAUAUUGCGGCUUUGCUCAAGAACACAGGAAUGGUCUUUGCGAAUGACGCAAAUAAAGAUCGUACGAAAUCUUUGGUCGCCAAUAUCCAUCGUCUCGGCGUCAAGAACGCUGUUGUUUGUAACUAUGAUGGUCGAGAGUUUCCUGGGGUGAUCGGUGGUUUUGAUCGUGUGUUGUUGGAUGCACCAUGCUCUGGAACAGGAGUCAUUUCCAAGGAUGCAUCUGUGAAGACCAACAAAUCAGAACAGGACUUCCAAAUGCUAUCCCAACUGCAGAAAGAACUUGUAUUGAGUGCUAUUGACUCGGUCGAUGCCAACAGUAAAACUGGUGGCUAUAUUGUCUAUUCCACUUGCUCCGUCACUGUGGAUGAAAAUGAGGAUGUGGUCAAUUAUGCUCUUAGGAAACGUCCCAAUGUCAAGUUGGUUUCCACAGGUUUGGAUUUCGGGAAGGAGGGUUUUACACGUUAUAGAGAAAAGGUCUUCCAUCCUACCAUCAGUCUCACAAGGCGUUACUAUCCUCAUAUGCACAACAUGGAUGGAUUCUUCGUUGCAAAGUUUAAGAAGAUUAGCAACAAGAUUCCUAAAAAGAAUGAUGACAGUGCUGAUACAGUCGAAGAUGAGGAGUUCACACCGAUUACUGACGAUUCUGGAAAGCGUUCUCGAGGAGGAAAGAAGGAUACAGCAGCAAAGACAGAAGAGGUGGAGAAGAUUAGCUUUAACCCCGAGGAAGAUGAUGAACUUAUUAGAGGUAAAUUUGCUAUUUUACUGUUUGUCUGGCUGUUUAAUUAUAAAAAAGAAAAGAAGGAAACCGCUAAUUUUAUAUUGAUCUUUUUUUUUUUCUUUUUUUUUUUUUUUUUUUUUUUUUCAAAUGUUAUAUAUAGCAUCGCAAGCCAAGCUAUUGAAAACUCAGAAGGGUAUCAAGCUUCGUCCAAAGAAAUCUGCAUAAAUACAUUAUAG